AUGAGGGUUUGUUAUUUAACGAUUCUUGGCGCUGUGUGCUUGGUGUUGAUGUUCCCAGUUGGAAAAGGGUAAGAUAUAAAAACAAAACAAAACUGUAUACCAUGAGGUUACUUUAGUAUUAAAAGUACUUUAGUUUUAGCAGGGGCUUUUUCAGUUGGGGAGCCAUCCCACGUUUUAAAAUCUUGAUUCUGGUUAGCUCCCCAAAUUUCACAGUUAUAGGAUAGUAUAGGGGUGGUCAUGGUGUCGAAUAUUUUACAAGCCAAGGAAGGUUUUAAUCUCAAGUGUUCGAGAGACACAUUACAAUUACCAGUUGAGGAGGUUCGGGUUCCUAAAUGUGUGGUUUCGUGUACAAUAUCAAUGGUCUGGUUCCCUAUGUAGAAUUCUAAGUCUAACUUUUUCUUUACGCGUUUUUGAAAGAUCAUAAUUUUGGUCUUUUUACAAUUGAUAUCUAACGUCCAAGAACAUCUAAAAGAACACAAGGUGUUUAGACAAUUUUGCAAACCUACUUUAGAUCGGGAUAAAAUAAUCAGGCCAUCAGCGUAUAAAACAGAAUUUAAAAUUUGGUACCGUUUAGUAGAAUGAUGGGAUCUGAUAAAGUAUUUUGAAAUGGAUAUGGUUAGUCGUUAAUAUAUAAUAAGUUUGAAAAGCAAGGGGCUUAAGAUGCAACCCUGGCGUACACCUCUCAAGUAAUGGAAGGAUCUGGUUUGACUCCUACCAAUUUUUAGGGUGCAUGAGGAGUUUGAAUAUAGGUUCUGUAUUAGCUUAUAGAAAUAUCCUCCUACACCGAUUUGCAGUAAUUUAUGUAUAAAGAGUUCUUCAUGCCAGACGGAGUCAAAGGCCCUUUUGAAAUCAGCAAAACAAGCGUAUAUUUUUUGACGAGGACCAUCCACGUACUUGUCUACAAGAGUUCGUAAGGUUAGGACAUGAUCUGAUGUUCGAUUUUUCUGAUAAGAAACCGAUUUGAGAUUUAUGAAGUACGUUCAGCAAAACGACAUGUCCAAACAGUCUUUGAAAGAAAUUCAGGACUUUAAAACUUCAGGCUUCUUACGCAAUUGCAUGAGUUGCGUUCACAACUGCGAGGAUUAUUCUUCAUUUGAGUGUUUAGAAUAUUUGUUGCUUCCGUGGUGUUCUGUUAUUGUUAUUCAAAAGGUAAAAUUCGGAAUUUUUGAGAAGUUUGAAUAUCAAAGGAGUUUUAAAACGUUUCAAAAUAAAAGUACUGACUAAAGGCGCUUCCCAUUCAACCCAAAAUUCCGACGAAAUCAAAUGCAACGGACAAUUGCAGUUCAGUUAGUGCAAGACCGGUCUGGACAUUUCGGACCGACCGACCGAAAUGUCCCUUUCCUUUUUACAAAACUCUUGUCCCCAGUAUCGUAUUUGUAUCCUGCUUACAAGAGCAAUAACCAAACGCGCGGUGGUGGUUUGGGUCGGAUCUGUACAACCGGGAUGUUCCGUUCCAUUAAGCUCAUGGAAUUUCCGAAAUUUCAACUGACCGGAAUUUUUGUUGAAUCGAAAGCGCCCUAAAGCUUAAAUGUUAUGUUUGGUUUUCUUAGGCAACACAAGUUAAACAGAGACUUGAGCGCUGAUCAUCCCCGAGAUAUGGACGCUGAUUUUCCUCGGGUUAUGGACGCUGCCCAGUAUCCCCAUGAUAUGGACGCCGCCCAUUAUCCCCAUGAUAUGGACACUGCCCAGUAUGCCCAUGAUAUGGACGCUGCCCAAUAUAUCCAUGAUAUGGACGCUGCCCAGUAUCUCCAUGAUAUGGACGCUGCCCAAUAUGCCCAUGAUAUGGACGCCGCCCAGUAUCCCCAUGAUAUGCCCCGAGACACGAAUGCACGGCAGUUUGGAGGUGUAAAUGUUGGUGUUGGAGACAAAGACAACGGUGUAAAUGUCGGCGUAGAUAAGGAAGGAGGUGUCGAUGUUGGCGUUGGAGUCGGAGGCAAGAAAGUUGGUGUUGGCGUG
This is a messenger RNA of Porites evermanni, 1956 nucleotides long. The record is from the annotation of a GenBank genome assembly. NCBI's taxonomy places the organism in Eukaryota, Metazoa, Cnidaria, Anthozoa, Scleractinia, Poritidae.